UUCGUGCUCCUUGUGUAGCUCCGUGACACGCGGAUUGUGCGAGGUUAACCUCAAUUUCUUUUAACUUCGAAAACAACCACGUGGGCCGAUUGAUUAGUGUUUGGUUAUUUAUUAGUAAAUGAAACACGUUCGAUAUUUUCGAUCAAUGGUAUGCAAUAGAUGCAGAAUAUAGUAAGUAUCAGUUAAUAGAAUAUCACAAUUACGUGUGACAUGGUCGCGGCGAACGAUGAUAGAAAACAGAUUUCGAAGAAGAUCAAAAAGAAAAAUUGUGCAUCUGAAUGCUCAGAAAUGAAAACAGAUACAGGAAUGUACGACGAACAAAAUGUGAGCCCCUCAAAAGUAAACGGUGUCGUUAAAAAGAUUAAAAAAGCGAACAAACGUAAGGCCGACACAAUCGACGAUGCAAAAGAUCCCAGUAUUGGUUUGCUUAAGGAGACUGAGCAAACCGAACAAUCAACUUUUGAUACAGGUUCCAAAAAACUCAGACUCGAAAAUGAGAGUGGCAAAGACAACGACGAGACUGAUGAGAAUGAAACAGGCACAACGCCAAAUAUCACAGAUAAAGAAGCGAGUCAGAUAACCGGAAAGUCGUUGAGAGCAGGUUUCAACUCUGCAGAUAGUAUUAUUGUGCUUAGAAAGUUUGUGACAAUUUGCAAUGAUAAGAAGAAGCACGAUUUAUCAGUGCAGUAUUUGAACGCAGGAGGAAGUCCAUUAGAAAUUCUGAAACUCUUGGAUACCAUGGAUAAAAAAUCCUCAAGCAAUACGACAACUGUUUUCUCAGCGAUGGAAAUAGUCGUGAUGAAGAUCUUGGAAAAAUAUCCCCAGUAUCAUUCAAGUGCCACAGAAGCCUGCAGGCAUUUGCUAAAUUCCCACCUUUCCUCUAUACAUUCAAUGCUUUCCAGUCAGAGUAAUGCCAAACAGCGGAGAGUCGUUUUGCGACUUUUAACCGCAGUCGUGUCCCUGGGCGGUAGCCUACCUCGAGAAUUGCUAGGACACCUUUCUUUGCACACCCAAGUACUGGACACACUUUCGAGCCACACCCAGCCUUCAGAUCCACAGUGUGUUCGAACCAGCUUCGUUCAUUUCAUCCUGUCGUUUCUGGUAGAAGGAAACUUGUCUGUGGUCAGGGCGCUGCUCGAAAAGCGUGGAGUUUUAUCCAGCAUUUUCCCAGGACUGAUAUACGAUAGUCACCAAUUGGUCAACCUCGUUCUGACUACAAUCAAGUCUUACGUUCUUGAGAAUCCAGGAAUCAGCAAAACCAUAAAACUCCACACUUUCUCCACUCCAGUUGUCCAGAAUCUAGUCUCCCUCUAUAAUUGGAAAGGGCCGACAAACUGGCCAGGGAAGAAUAGGAAAAAAAAUGUGGAAGAAUCUUCAGGUCACACAAAUCUUGAGGAAAAAAAAGUGGUCGUCGAGGUGGUUCAUGAAUUUUUAUCAACGCUACUUACGUCCAACAAAUUUGGUAUAAUAUUUCACGAUCGUUCACUGGGCACAUCUGGUCAAAAAAAUAAUCAGCUGGCAAACACUAUACUUCAGAGCUUAGAUCGGCCGUGGGAGCACGAAAAGCCUGCAGACUUAGUUGUGAGAAUUUUAGUCGCAUGCCCUGAUCUGAUCAGAUCUCAGCUUGUGUACACCGAAUCUUAUUUGGCGCCAGUGGCAUCAAAAAACUGGGUUCUACUCAUGGAAUUUGUGCAGAAGGUUAUCGGCUCGCUGGAUCCCAAAUUGUGCUUAAAACCAUGUUUGUCAGAACUAACUAUUUCGCAGUUAUUUUCUGCACUGACAACUCUCACAGCACCUUUGAUUAUACUGAAAAAUGCUAUUGCCCCAUCCAUUGAUCAUGACAAUGCUUUGAUACGACAAACUUCUAUAGUCCUGCUCUCCGUCAUGCUGGGGCAGUUGAACAAUUUCAUGAAUACCAUAAGAAAUGACAGCAUUUAUCGCUCUGAUGCAGAAAAGAUACAGCAUUUAGUUACUGACUACAUGUUGAAGAACAUUCCUAGUCUUGAUUCGAUCCUAACUGCUUGGAACAAGGCACUGUUGCUGGACAAAGAACACGAAGAAGAUUCCGAGGCAGUGGUAACAGUUUCCCAAUCGCCUUGUAAAAACAGUCUUGAAGCAAUUUUAAACCUACUUUUAAUGUACAGAGAUGUUUGCCCCCAGUUGUUAGAAACUAGCUCCAUUUCAAAUUCAACCAUAGACUCGACUAAGCUUCUAACAGGAUUAAACACGUUGGAAAAUGUAGAUGAAGAAGAAUUAGGCAACAUGAAAGUAAAAGCAUUACAAUUUUUGUUGGCACUAGAUUCUUCUGCAUUUGCCCCAGAGAAGGAGUUAUUCGGCCAAGCAGUUCCAUUUUUGAUUUCGCUUCUUGACGAUGAUCAAAAAUCAAAGGAUGUUAUUUCUCACACAAGAACAGCAAUGAGGAUGCUUUUGGAUACUUGCGGGGUGUUCGAAGACUGCGGUUAUCAAGCGGAUAUAUGGAUAAACAGCUCAUUGGGGUUGAAAAGUGCGGAAGAAAGAUCGGAAAUUGCUGUUUGGCUUGUUGAAGUCAUACGGAAAACAACGAAAAAUGCAAAUAAAUAUAUCGAGUGGAUUACCAAGGCCGAAGAGGUAGUCGGCGAACAACUCUAUAGCAGUACAACAAUCGAAGAUAUAUUUGCAGAUCUGUCGGAACGCGACAUAGAAAUCGACAGAAACAAAACCGCAAGGCUACUGCCUUCGGUAUCUAUAAGCCCGCUACUUCCGGCCGCAUUCGAAAGUGUAAUAAAUGAUGGACGAAAUCUUUUACUGCAGUAUUUAUCCCGAGUUACGAUACACACAUUGCAUUGCCAAGUUACUCCAAAUACGCUGAUACAUUUGGCACAAGACGUCCAAGAAUUAGCUUCACUGUCUUACCUUUCUAGCUGGAUACCAAACAGUGAACAUGCUUACGUAAAAAAGCCGUUCAGUUCGAAAAGUUUAAUUACCAAAAUUAGCAAAGCACUGAUAACAGACAGUAAAAUUGAAGUGAAUAAAAUAUUUCACGGUAGCCGGAAAGUCGUUUUCAAAGUUGUAGAUGAAGAAUUCAGUCUUGAACAUUCAAUGAGUCACGAAGAACUUCUUGCUUUGUUCAGGUUAACUGUAUUCUAUUUUACACGAUUAAUACAGGAGGAAAAAUUCACAGACGAAUUGAUUCAUAACGUUAAAGUUCUUUUGAUUUCUUUGCUACAUAUUGCUAUGGACAUUGAAAAUACUACAGAGGGUUCCGAUAAUCUGUCCGAAGAAUGUUGUAAAUGGAUAUUCACCCAUCCAAUUAUCCUGCAGUUUUUUUCACCUUUAUACAAACGAAAGAAUCUCGUUGGAAAGUAUAUUACAGAAAUGACUGUGCAGGUUUCUUUGGCUGUGAUUGAUUUGUUUGGUGAGCUGAAAAUCUCCGAUAUGAUCGUCCCCUUCAAAGAAAAAUUUAUGACAAAGCUACUAUCUGCGGCAAAGAAAUGCCGGAGUGAUGAACGUGUCAAAGAUUCCUCAAGCGUGAUACAACUAGUCGAAAUACUACAACUGAACAUUAAUUAUAUUGUAGAAAUUUUAGAAGUCUUGAUCGAAUUAGAGGUAGACAAACUUCUUUCAACGGAUAAAAAUCAUCUAUCAAUGUGGGGCUUGUUAAUCCCGAAAUUACUAACAAUUACGGCAACGAAAAGAAACAUUGAUAGCAACACACAAUCUGUCAGCCUGGAAAAAUCAAUGAUAGAAAAGAUUUGCCAACGUACGAUUCAGUUAAGCCUGUGCAAGAUCAAAGAUUUGGACUUAUGGAUCGAUAGUCUUCUAUCUCAUUUGGAAAGGUUUCCGCACAAUAUUGCUGUGAUUGAUAAAAACUUCUUCCUGUCCCUGGUCAAGGAUAAAAUGAGCUCUUCCGCAAUAAAACUUGCGUCUUUUCUUAUAAACAGGAAUACAAAAUUCAUUCCUGUUUAUGUGAAGUACGCUUUACACAAUGAAAACGUAUUGAAAGCAAGAGAAGCUAUUUUUCCGAUUCUAUCUAGCAUACAGGAUCACGAAACACAGCCGCAAUUCUUCCUGAAAUUACGAGACUUGUAUAAAAAUGAAAUUUUCAGUUGGUUUUCUGAUCCCAACACCAUAGAUACGUGCAUUAAAAAAAAUAUAACAGCUGCCGUUCGACUGAUUGAUACUACUAUUGAUUCAAAAACGUGUGACGAUACUUGCGAAAUGAUUCUGUCAAAUGGCGACAAAUUGUUGGGGGUCGAUACAAGUUACAUCCAGUUACUAAAAAUCAUUUUCACAAAGGCUGUAAGCGUUGAGCAUGCCGAAAAUAAUCGUUUGGUCGAUUUUGUUCAAAUAUUGAUUCACAUAAUGGUAUCAUCAUUGAAAAAAGAGAGUAAAAACACACAGAAGCACAACAGCUUGUGUCAGAUUUUACUGGACAUUUUGAAUUUGGUUCGAAACAAAGAAAACAAUUCGCGUUUUCACGAGAUAAGAAAGAAUCACUCCUGGCCACAGUUUACGAGAUUUUCCUUAAAGCUUGGACUGAAGUCAUCCAAGGAGAGUGACGCACAAGUUCGGCUACUCAAAACUUUUGUCAGACUAUGUGAUGUUGUAUACGAGGAUAACUGCGAUGACGAAUACAUUAAAACCUUGUUCGAAAUGACGACCUCCCAUUCAGAGUUUAUCAACGUCAUGCUUGGUCACUCACCUACUAAAAGGCAUUUGAUCGAGCUGCUUCUUACCUUGGUUCGUAAAAAUAACUCCUUGAUGACAUCGACACACGUACCGCUUUACCUAGGCGCAUAUAACGCAACGUUGAGCGAAACUGACCAAAUGAUAUUACAGCUACUGCAGUACUACGAAAGUCAUGAUGUCAAACUAACGGACUAUCGCCCUUACCUUUGGGGUAGCGCUGCUGCUUCACAUUACAGCGUUAAAACUGGAGUGGACACUGCAUUGUGGAGACAGCCAUCAACUUCCCAAGUAUUAGAUUUAUUCUUACCAGAAAUCGUUAAUAACACGGUGAAAAAUUACCCAGUCAACAGAAAGCUACAGAUGAGCUCUGAAUUACAUGCUUCACAGUCAAUUUAUGAUCCAGCGUUUUACUUGCCACUGCUCUGUUACUUAUUAUCAGACAACAGCGUGGUUGCUUGUCAUAAAAUCACUCAGAGUGGCGCAUUGGCUCUGUCCUUAUCAGCCUGUGGAAGUACGGAUGGUCAGACACGUUUAGCAGCUUUUACUGUUAUAUCCAGAUUCUACUACCACUUAGAAGCUACAAAUUCGAAGGAAAAAUUAUUGUGGAUGCAUUUCAUUGACAUUUUUCGAAAAGGUAUAUCUUCUGCAGAGCCAGAGCUCAAAAAUGUUCAAAUUUCUUGUUUGGUAACAACAUUUAUGGCCAGAACUUCGCUUGUCGCUACUCAACCUUUGAACCCUUUGUAUUCGUCAUUGCAAAAGUUCCUCGUGGCAAAACCUUCCUUGGAUUUGGCAACUAUACCGGAAUUUUUGCAACUCUUUCACAGUUCUGAGAUCGACCACAAAUUGCAUAGAUUCUGGAUUUUAGAAGUAGUUCGCGACGGACUGAAAACUGCUAUUGAUGGAGACCUGGCAUUCAGAUGCGUUUUGUUUAAAAUGCUCCUCGAUUUCUAUAACUGUGCAUUGGCUGACCGUCAAACACAAAAUCUUAUUCUACAAGUAAUCAACUCUGCAGUCAAAAUUCCAAACACAGCAGUGCUGCUUGUUACCGGUUAUGGGUUGCUACCCUGGCUUCAUGAGAUAAUUUAUUCAUCAGAUGUAAAUGAUACAGAAUUUGUGACAAUUUUCACAGAAGUGACACUCAAUCUUUACGAUUCGUUGGUAAAGUCCAACGAGAAAAAUGAAGACGUAUAUUUCAUGUUCUUGCAAACAAUGAUGAAUUUCAAGAAAAUUUUGUCUAGAAGUACGGACAUUGAAUCGUAUAAAAAUUAUGUUAGUACUAUGGAAAAAAUUGUUUCUUUUAAGCCAAAUGAUUUUUGCAAAAUUUUGUCGUUCAAAUUCAUGACAGCCUUGGUGGAGCUUUCGAAAACAAUCUUAGGCGAGAUAAAGGAAUGUCAAGAUAUAUUACAACAUGGUUCAAAGUUUGCUAACAAAACUUUAAGCUUAUACUGCCCAGAUAGCUACUCUACUUCUGACAGUAAUGUUAUUACUCUUGCGAAAACCAGUCUCAUAAAAUUACUUUUCACGUGGUAUUCCGUUAAAGAAAUUUAACUAGUACCUAAAAACAAUUCGCAUCGCAAAGUGUUCGACGACAAUUUUGUAAAUAUUAUUUUUU
Messenger RNA from Neodiprion virginianus, 6280 nucleotides. Its product is annotated as nucleolar pre-ribosomal-associated protein 1. Gene Ontology annotation, biological process: maturation of 5.8S rRNA from tricistronic rRNA transcript (SSU-rRNA, 5.8S rRNA, LSU-rRNA); maturation of LSU-rRNA from tricistronic rRNA transcript (SSU-rRNA, 5.8S rRNA, LSU-rRNA). Lineage: Eukaryota; Metazoa; Arthropoda; Insecta; Hymenoptera; Diprionidae. The record is from RefSeq and is a predicted model, not a curated record. The coding region runs from base 211 to 6216 and encodes 2001 amino acids. Gene Ontology annotation, cellular component: nucleolus. The transcript has 15 exons.